UAACCAGGUGCAUUAACAGUGUAUUACAUGUUUCCUGCAGCUGAGGUGCCGAUGCCCCGGUUAUCUGCUUACGGAGCCUCAAAGGCGGCGCUGAGUGUCUUCUCUAAAGUGAUGAGGUUGGAGUUAUCCGAGUGGGGCGUCAACGUGGCUCUAAUCCAACCUGCAGGCUUCAGAACAAAUAUCUUCGGGACCAGCGAUGACGUCGCUCGCUACAGAGCUCAGAUCCUCUCGGCUGUUUCCUGCGAUGCCAGAGAGGAUUAUGGGGAUGCAUACAUCUCCUCCCUCCCCAGAGGUCUGUCCAGGAUGUCCCGCGAGUCCUCGGAGGACGUGUCUCCCGUGGUGGACGCCAUGUCUCACGCUCUGCUGUCGGUCCGUCCUAAACCUGUGUACGAGCCCGGGAGGAUGGGCCGGCUGCUGCCGCUGCUCCACCGCUGCGCUCCGACCGCCGUGUUCGAUGCCGUCAUCGCCGUCAUCACCAAACACGGCGACCGCAGACCGGCGGGACUCAGCAGGAGCCGAGGCUCAUGGGACAAAUACAGAGUUCAGACUGAUCUACCGUCAGAGACUUGAAGCUUCUUUUAUAUGGCACUGUCCCUUUAAGAGCUAUUUAAAGAAGUCACGUGACACGUGAACACAGAGCUGUGAGUUUAAUGAGCAGCGUCAGAGAGAUUCCUCUUUAAAACACAGAUGUUUAACAUCCAAUCAGCCUAAAACACAUCUGUCUCUGCACAUGUGGAAUAAAAUAAAAAACUAAAGAUAAUUCCGAGUCACAUCCAUAAAGACAAAGUGUUUCAGUCGUGAGGCUUCAGAAAGACUCUUGCUGGUUUCCACCACGUUGUGGUUCACGUCGUCGUCGUCUUCUUCUGUCACACCUCUCUGUCGCUUUGUAGAAAACUUCUUCUUCAUGCUUCUCACUAAACUCUCGUACCUGCAGAAGAAGAAGAACCAGAGAGUUCAGACGGAUAGUGUCUGAUUAUGAAGUCCAGUUUACAGCCAAUGAGCAGCAGAUAAACUGUUUACAGCGGAGGUCUUCAACGUGUUUCAGGCCAAGGACCCCCAAACUGAUAGAGAGAUGGAGCAGGGACCCCGACUA
This is a messenger RNA of Anarrhichthys ocellatus (wolf-eel), 1093 nucleotides long. Its product is annotated as estradiol 17-beta-dehydrogenase 2-like. Gene Ontology annotation, cellular component: intracellular membrane-bounded organelle. Gene Ontology annotation, molecular function: oxidoreductase activity. The transcript is spliced from 2 exons. The record is from RefSeq and is a predicted model, not a curated record. Gene Ontology annotation, biological process: steroid metabolic process. Lineage: Eukaryota; Metazoa; Chordata; Actinopteri; Perciformes; Anarhichadidae. Bases 28 to 570 code for a protein of 180 amino acids.